AUGCGUAUCAAAGCGAUGCUCGUGGUUACUAUUGCACUUUUCAUCGCCAUACCUGGGCUAAUUCUUCACCUGGUCGCAUUAUUCGGCAAACGUUGGAUUGUAUCAAUACCACGGAAAUCACGUGGUCCAAACGAACAAACACAUUAUUAUGGAUUAUGGACACGAUGCCAAUAUUCUAAUACAUCAUUUGUUAUUCCAGAUAUAUCUUCUCAACCAAACAUAGAAAAUUUUGUUUGUCGUCCUAAUACUUAUCUACGUUAUGAUACUUCCAAUAUUGACAUAAGCAGAAAAUGCUAUGAAAGUCGUCACCAAUGCUCAUCGAUUGUCGGUGUUCAUUCCGAAUGUCGAUGCGAAUACUUGAGUGUAACAAAAAUACAGCAAUGGUGUUCGAUUCUAGCAGCUGUGUUUCUAUGUCUCGCAAUUUUCACGUUGUACCUUCGAAUUAUAACAACAGCAGAAAAUGCCAUUGCUGCACGAAUUUUAAUAUUCGUACCUGUGAUAGCGCUCAGCUUAGCACUGAUAUUGAUGAUUGUUACUAUGGUACUUGUCGGAGCUUUUCUGAGACGUCAUGAAUACGAAGAAUAUGAUGUAAAACUACCUAAGGAAGUUCUUCGAGGAGUAAGAAUUGAGCCAGAAAUGGUUAAUUAUUAUCGCCUGAAUGCUUUCUUCAAAAACAAUCCGGAUGUGAAUUUACGUCGUUAUGUUAUUUCCGCGUUUAAGUCUCUCCAUAGGGAACGUUAUUAUGCUCGUAUUGAUUGAUAUUUAUUUACUGAUUUUUGUAUUCUUAUCAAAUCUAAAAUCAUGCGAAUUCGUGGCCUUAUGCUCGUGUCAAUUAUCCUUCUGUUGGGUAUCAUUGCAUUAACUCUUCAUUUGUUAGCUAUGUGUUCUUCUCGAUGGAAAAUAACUAAACGAGAUCGAGAUCCAGCUAUGGGACCAGUUAGCUAUGGUCUUUGGAAACGUUGUGAAUUCAUCAAUAUGACUAUAAUCAAACAAGGUAUUGCGCUUGGCGUUCGACCUAAUGUCGAAGUGUGUCGACCUAAUCGUUAUAUGCGAUUUUCUCCGGACAAAUUCGAUACAUGUUAUUAUAUCCAUCGUCAAUGUCCAGUUAUGGAAGAUAAUCAAUUACCUGAAGGCUGUUCGUGUCGAUAUUUACCUUCGACUAAAGCUUUACAAUGGUUGACAGUCUUAACAGCUAUAUUUCUCGUUGCUGGGUUACUUUUAAUCUAUUUACGAACCAUCACCACGCCACAAAAUGAAAGUGCGAACUUAAUAUUCAGUUUUGGUCCAUUCAUUUUUUUUCUUCUCGCCUUUCUCUUAAUGGUCACAACUUUAAUCCUCGUUGGUGCUUAUCUUCGACGAGACACUUAUGAAGAUUACACGUUUCCAUUAAAGACAGUUGCUAAUUUCACAGGCCGUCCUCAAGCAUUCGAUUUACACAGUCUUCGUAAUUUUGCCAAACAUAACAAAGAAAGAUUUUCUCAUGACGCUUAUGUCAGUGCUGAAAGAGAACUACGUGACGAUGCGAAUAUGACUUAUCAUACGAAUAUUGGCUGGGCAACUCGUUUUGAAAUUCUUGCUACAGUUUUAAUAUUUAUCGUUACCGGAGCGACAUUUUUACUUGGCUCAAUGUUAAGAUCAGACAGUACUUAA
Adineta ricciae is the source of this 1650-nucleotide messenger RNA. The record is from the annotation of a GenBank genome assembly. NCBI's taxonomy places the organism in Eukaryota, Metazoa, Rotifera, Eurotatoria, Adinetida, Adinetidae.